Funneliformis mosseae is the source of this 129-nucleotide messenger RNA. The record is from the annotation of a GenBank genome assembly. Lineage: Eukaryota; Fungi; Glomeromycota; Glomeromycetes; Glomerales; Glomeraceae.
GAAUUUCAAUAUUAUUUAAAACUGAAUGGACAGCAUUAAAGUUGGCUGUGGAUAUGCAAUGGGGUGGACUCGAUUCAGAAGAUAAAAGAGAUUGGUUAAUCAAUGUUAUCGCGGAAUAUUUUGAUAAAA